CUUGACAACCGACUCCGCAGGUGAACAGACUUGUGUCUUACAAUCGGAACUGAUUCCCUCAAUUUUUCUUGCAGCUUGUUAGUUUUCCUACGUGAUCUAGUAAUAAAUAAACGGUUGUUUAGAGCAAACAGAAGCCUGUGUCACCUGCUGGUCAGUUAAAAAAAAAAUAGCAAUAAAAUAAAUUUAAAAAAAAUAUAAAAAUAAGAAACAUGGAGCCAACUGUAGCUGAAUUCUUUGUCGGCAAGAAAAUACUUGUAACGGGUGCAACUGGAUUCUUAGGGAAAGUACUGGUGGAGAAGCUACUGCGAUGUUGCCCUGAUUUGGAUAAGUUGUAUUUAAUGGUGCGCCCUAAAUCGGGACAACCCCCACAGCAGCGAAUAAAGGACAUGCUUGAUUGUCAGCUCUAUGAUAAAGUUCGAAAAGAAAACCCGGACGGAUUGAAUAAAAUAGUUGCUAUCACCAGUGAUAUGCUAGAGCCAAAUCUUGCAUUGACAGAAGAAGAUCGAGAAUUGCUACAAAAAGAAAUCAACAUAGUUUUCCAUGUUGCAGCAACAAUAAAAUUUGAUGAAAAAAUGAAACUCUCCUAUCGCCUGAACGUCAAAUCCCUUCAAGAGAUUAUCACACUUUGCAAAGAAAUGAAAAAUUUAGAGGUAUUAGUACACACUUCCACUGCAUAUUGUAAUUGUGACAGACAGUUCAUCGAGGAGAAGAUAUAUCCUCCUCCAUUGGACCACCAAAAACUUUGUCAAGCCAUGGAGUGGAUGGAUGAUGAGAUGUUUCACUUAAUAACUCCUAAGUUAAUCGAUCAGAGACCAAACACCUACACAUUUACUAAAGCAAUUGCAGAGUAUGUGCUCGCUGAGGAAGGAGCCGGUCUGCCUGUCGCAAUUGUCAGACCAUCUAUUGUUGGAGCAUCUUGGAAAGAACCGAUGCCUGGUUGGAUUGACAAUUUUAAUGGGCCAAGUGGUGUCUUUAUCGCUUGUGGUAAAGGUUUACUGCGGAGUAUGAGAGCAGAUCCCAAUGCAGUCGCUGAUGUGGUACCAGUCGAUAUACCAGUGAAUGUCAUGAUUGCUUCAGCCUGGUACACUGCCAUUAAAAAGCCCUCAUUAAUACCAGUGUACAAUGUCACAACAGGUGGGAUUAAUCCCUUUAGAUGGGGAGAGAUGGAAGCCGUAGUUCCAUCCUUAUUUAAACGAUAUCCACUACAGAAUGCGUUUAGACGACCUUCAACUAGUGUCACGCAAGGAGCAGUGGUACAAGAGUAUUGGAACAUAGUUUGUCAUACCAUACCAGGUUACUUCUAUGAUUUUCUACUCAGACUUACAGGGCAAAGACCCAGAAUGGUACGUAUCUAUGAUAAAAUGAAGAAAGCAAUGGCGACCCUGGAAUACUUUACAACAAACACCUGGGAAUGGGCAAACGAAAACACAGAGACAUUAUCACGUGCACUCACUAAAGAAGACAAUAAGGUAUUCUUCACCGACGUUCGUCCUCUUCAUUGGCCCACCUACCUGGAGAACUACUGCCUGGGAACGAAAAAAUACGUUCUCAACGAGGAACUCUCCGGUCUUCCACAGGCUCGUGCACACCUGAAGAGACUUCGCAACAUCCGAUACACUUUCAACACGCUCCUGUUUGUUGUGAUUUGGCGGUUCCUGAUUGCCCGAUCUCAAAUCGCACGAAACCUGUGGUACUUUGUCACAAAUCUCUUCUUCAAGUUUGUCCAAUACUGCAGAUUAACCAGCUCAACAAGUUAAACAAUUUGAGUAACAUAAAAACUCUAUUCACUCGAAUAUAUUAAAUUGUCAAAACCAAUUCAUCAUGAAUGAUGGAGUGAGAUAGUAGGCGGGUUCUACUCCGCUAUCAUGAAUGGUGAAGUCAGAUGUUCAGUAUUCAAGAUUGAUAUACUUGGUGGGUACCACACCCCUGUCAUGCAUGGUUGUGUCCCAGCUCAGUAACAUAAAUAGUGAAGUCUGAUAAUUAAUAUACAAGAUUGAAUUUGGAUGAGUCCCAACUCCCUCCUAUCAUGACUAUUUGGGUUGAUUAAUAGGGUUAAUUCUUAAAUCACUGGGUGGGUUAAUAAGGUUAAUUCUUAAAUCACUGGGUGGGUUAAUAGGGUUAAUUCUUGAAACAGAGGGUGGGUUAAUAGGGUUCAUUCCUAAAUUAAUGGAUUUGUUAAUGAGGUUAAUUCUUAAAUCACUGUACACUGUCAAAUCUUUUCUUUUAACUGCCUUAUAGUAACAGGCCGUUACGGUAUGUUGCGUUAUGAUGUACCAGUAUUGGUAUGACACACGCGUACAUUAAAUACUUCACGGAUACUUAAUGUAAAGAAAUUUUUUCAACAUUACCUUCAUCUUGCAUAAAUUGUGAUGUUCUGAAUUUACAAGAUCAAAGUUGGUCACAUGAACACAAUGCAGCGCAACUUUGCAAUGAUGAUGUUUCAACGCUAGAAAGUGAAAUUGAAUUGCAUUGUCUUUCAAUAUGACAACUCGUUGUCAUUCUGUCUGGGAAGUCAACGCAGGUAAUGAUUUGUUGUUUUUUACGAAAUUAUCAUGUUCAUUUAUUUGAAUUUUAUACAAAAUUUGAAGACAAAAAUUGUAAUACUAUUAAUUCACGUUGUGUGCUUAUAUAAUUUUUACCUGGACCCAUCGCCUCAUAUUUAUUAUUGUUGUUCGCUAAAGGUUAUUCUGUACUUGAUCAUGAAUUUUUUGAGCAAUAUUUCAAAAUAUCCUUCAUGCACGAGGUAUACUUUAUUAUUCAAAAUAUAAUUACAAUUUGUUACUCUUUUUUUUUUUGUUCCCAAUACCUCUUUGUAAAUACUUCCAAUUUCACUUAAUGUAUGCGAUUUAAAAAAAAAAAUUGAUUAUUGGUAAAAGCCAGUGUGGCCAUAGAUUUUUCCCCCACUGUGACUGCAGCUGACAUCAUAAAUAAUGGGUUUAUAUAAUCAUGUAUUAUAACUUGUCAACUCUAAAUGGUGGAUGUCAUUUUUUAACUACACCAGAUUAAUAUUCAUCUUUUCUCCCUUGUGGAUCUCCGGCAACUGCUCAGAGUAGAGAACUGAUGAAUUAUUUGCUUCAUUUACAUGUUUCAAGCAUUAUAAUUUAUUAAUAAUAAAAGCUGCGAGAUCAUUA
This is a messenger RNA of Saccoglossus kowalevskii, 3131 nucleotides long. RefSeq names its product fatty acyl-CoA reductase 1-like. Gene Ontology annotation, biological process: long-chain fatty-acyl-CoA metabolic process. Gene Ontology annotation, cellular component: peroxisome. Lineage: Eukaryota; Metazoa; Hemichordata; Enteropneusta; Harrimaniidae. Gene Ontology annotation, molecular function: alcohol-forming very long-chain fatty acyl-CoA reductase (NADP+) activity. The record is from RefSeq and is a predicted model, not a curated record.